AUGACGGAAUAUUACCGUAUUGUCGGCAAUAGCGAUAAAGAAGUAUAUGACUGGCUUCAAAAGGAGCGAGAUGGCGUCGUAGAGGGCACCGGCUACACGCCGAGUGAGCCUUCGAACAUCCGAUCUAUCAAGGAGCGGAAGCUUCAAUGGAACGAACUAACAAGAGAGCUCCGUGCUCUCGAAAAGUCUCCUUGGGGAGACCCUUUAUCGAUCCUUCCUCCAGAACUGUGGCUGGAGAUAUUUAUACAUGGACUCGGGCUCAGCAAAGCCGAGACUUUCUUCGAAAUGAGCAAGAGUCGAAACUGUAUUGACCGUAUGCUAUUAGGGACACUCGUUUGCACUCGCUGGCGGGAUGCCCUUCUCGCCACGCCGGAUCUGUGGUCGGUGAUAUGCAUAGGACUCCAUAACGAAGAAGACAAGGAGGAUAAGAUCCUUACGUCUCUCGCUCUUUCUGGCUCCGCUCGCCUCCGUCUCUACAUCGAUCUCUACUCGAAUGACUGGCAAGAGUACAGUCCCUUGCUCACGCCUCACUCUGACCGAAUCACGAGCAUUACAGUGUGCAAGCACCCUCUCAGUCAUCGAUUUCUCACCAAGGACGAUAUAUCGACGCUCUUUUCCUCGCUUGGUCCACUACCCAACUUGACAGAAUUACACAUCACCCCUGAAAUUCCAUUCAUCGAAGGCGACGUACUUGAUAUUCUCAUUCAUCACGCGCCCAGUUUGUCUGAAUUGCGUGGAGUCUGGGUCCGCGACUCUGACUCUUUGGAUUUACAGUCGCGACAGCUCCAAACUCUCUCCAUAUCUGCGCUUGCCGAUACGGUAAUUCCCAUCCUCCAACUCCAGACAUCCUUGAAACGACUCUAUGUUCAAUCAAUCGGGUCCUUUAAUGGCGAGGAUUGUUCAACAGAAGAUACAGCGCGUAAAUUGGAGACAUUGAUGGUCAUCUUCCGGGUCGAAAAGGCCGCAUCCAAGCUAUUUGACUAUAUAUCUAGAGCGUCUAGGCUCUCUUAUCUACAUCUCAUCAUAUCAGGGUCUUGGGAAAGCUUACCGCCUCUAUUCGAAAUAUUUGACGAACUCCCAAACCUUACCCAUCUUAGCAUCGACAUUCAGCAAGUGUCCAAGGCAAAGAUACCGAAAUUGAGGCGGUCCAAUCCAACCCCGAUUCGCCAUCUCUCCAUCGUUUCGGACGGGGAAUACAUACAUAUUUUGGACGCAUUGACAGGAAGCACACCUUGGCUCAUCACUCUGCUCAUCGAAUCAGAGGGAGAUGCUGUAUACCCUGCCGAUUUUAUCACGGCUCUUACCAGACUCGAAACGCUACAUAUAAACUUUCACCGGGGGAUAGACAUGCUCUUGAUCCAUGUAGAGGGGCUCCUGCGUCUCGAGCUAUACAUAUCCAGUCUUGCUGGCAACGCAAGCCCGGUGACCUUGCUUUGCCCAAACCUUCAAACCCUCCGUGUGCUCAAUGCAGCCAAAUAUCCUGUAAAGGAAGAGACCGCUUUCAAAUCAAUGCUGGAUAUUGAUGUUACCCCACAACUUGAAGACUUUGAUUGCUAUAAAGUGCCGUUGAUUUUCAACGUCGCUACUAUCCAAAAGCUGUCCAAUUUACGGAGACUAGAAUGCACGGAGAGCGCUCUAUCUACUAAUUUACUUCUAUAUUGCUUGAUAAUGCAGCCGAUACUGCUACCACGCCUCGAGCAAAUCGCCUUGCCAACGCGUCAAGUCCCCUGGGACUUAUUAUUACUCUUCCUAGAGCGGAGAAACACUCUACCAUCCACUUUAGGUGUACGCCAUCUCGUACAUGUAAUGGUCUUUGGCCGCCCACCAUUACCAGUGGCAAAACGCAUUGUCCAGACGCUCAAACGUGAGUUUAUUUUCACCGAACAUCAAUCAUACAAGGCAUUCUCGAUGGAGGUCAUUUGGAGACGAUAUAUGGACGUCCGUGUGACUGGGUGCCAAUCCUGUGUACUAGCACUGAAAGAGUGCGACGUCUCGAUUAAUCCCGUGCUGUCACAAUUCCCCAGGAUUGCGUCGUUAUCUGCCAGAACAUUUCCCUUUGAAGCCGACACGGUUGCGUGGCCAGCCAUAAUCCCGGAACCUUCUAUAGACGAGGCAGUAGUAGACUGGUUGGAACACCGGCUAGUGGUAGCUCAGCAGCUCCAGACUCAGUGGCCAUCAUGGAACAGGGGUUCUCUUCGCCUGGUUUUGGACGAACAUCGACCACCGCCCCUUUACUUUGGUUUCAGCGCCGAACGACCAAUCGGUCAGUUAUACUUCUCCAACUGA
Serendipita indica DSM 11827 is the source of this 2286-nucleotide messenger RNA. NCBI's taxonomy places the organism in Eukaryota, Fungi, Basidiomycota, Agaricomycetes, Sebacinales, Serendipitaceae. The record is from the annotation of a GenBank genome assembly.